Messenger RNA from Gorilla gorilla gorilla (western lowland gorilla), 972 nucleotides. It is a transcript of the gene FXYD3, whose product is annotated as FXYD domain containing ion transport regulator 3. The coding region runs from base 260 to 772 and encodes 170 amino acids. Lineage: Eukaryota; Metazoa; Chordata; Mammalia; Primates; Hominidae. The transcript is spliced from 10 exons. Gene Ontology annotation, biological process: regulation of sodium ion transmembrane transporter activity. Gene Ontology annotation, cellular component: membrane. Gene Ontology annotation, molecular function: sodium channel regulator activity. The record is from RefSeq and is a predicted model, not a curated record.
AUCCUGAAAUUGUACCAGCAGCAAGAUGUGGCCUGGAAGGGGACUUUAAGUUCCCCACAACUGCCAGCAAUCCUUCCACCAGGCAAAACACAUCAUCUAAGGAAAAGAAGUGAGGUUUGCUUAGGGCGUGGCAGCUUCGGAUAAAGGCAGGACUCCGCCUGGCAGCCUGAUUUCUCCCGGAACCUCUGCUCAGCCUGGUGAACCACACAGAGGCUGGGGCGAGGAGGAUACCAUCUGUCAGUCUUGGCUGGAUGACAUCAUGGGAAGGGGGUAUAGUGGGGCCUUGCAGGCCAGAGGUGGCUUGGAGGAGCCCCUGGAAAGAGGCUUAAGAGGCCCGAGUUUCACCCAGUCCCCACUCCACGGUGCAGCUGCGGCUUAUCUCUCAGCCCAGCGAGAUGCCAGCCUUCCUGCCCCGGGCCAGCGCUCUGACAUGCAGAAGGUGACCCUGGGCCUGCUUGUGUUCCUGGCAGGCUUUCCUGUCCUGGACGCCAAUGACCUAGAAGAUAAAAACAGUCCUUUCUACUAUGACUGGCACAGCCUCCAGGUUGGCGGGCUCAUCUGCGCUGGGGUUCUGUGCGCCAUGGGCAUCAUCAUGGUCGUGAGUGAGUGGAGGAGCUUGGGGGAGCAGGCGGGCCGGGGCUGGGGCUCCCCUCCCCUGACCACUCAGCUCUCCCCAACAGGUGCAAAAUGCAAAUGCAAGUUCGGCCAGAAGUCCAGUCACCAUCCAGGGGAGACUCCACCUCUCAUUACCCCAGGCUCAGCCCAAAGCUGAUGAGGACAGACCAGCUGAAAUUGGGUGGAGGACCAUUCUCUGUCCCCAGGUCCUGUCUCUGCACAGAAACUUGAACUCCAGGAUGGAAUUCUUCCUCCUCUGCUGGGACUCCUUUGCAUGGCAGGGCCUCAUCUCACCUCUCGCAGGAGGGUCUCUUUGUUCAAUUUUUUUUUAUCUAAAAUGAUUGUGCCUCUGCCCAA